Messenger RNA from Vombatus ursinus (common wombat), 2533 nucleotides. RefSeq names its product ceramide synthase 4-like. Lineage: Eukaryota; Metazoa; Chordata; Mammalia; Diprotodontia; Vombatidae. Gene Ontology annotation, molecular function: sphingosine N-acyltransferase activity; DNA binding. The coding region runs from base 695 to 1888 and encodes 397 amino acids. The record is from RefSeq and is a predicted model, not a curated record. Gene Ontology annotation, cellular component: membrane. The transcript is spliced from 11 exons. Gene Ontology annotation, biological process: ceramide biosynthetic process.
CUCCGCUCCCAGCCACCGCCCGAGCCCCGCCAGGGCUCUGCGAGGGGCUAUCCCCUAUAGCCCUCAGCUCCCCCCUAUUCCAGGCUCCAUCACACCCUGAACCUCAUCUAGGUUCUUCCUUACCCCCCCCAUCGGCACCUCCAGACCCUCCGCCCCCAGCCCGCUCCCUAGCAUCCUACCUAAUCCCGGCACCCCCGCCCUCUCCCUGCGCCCCCGCCUUCCCAGACUGCCCCCCGCCAACUCCUCUGAGCCUCCUCCUCUGUCAUCCAGGGCCCUGCUCCCUCCAGAAUCCCCUCUGGGUCCCCCUCAUCGCCCCCUGGGUCCAAGACUCGGUUGCUCUGAGCCCCCAGACCAUUGCGGAUUUUCCAGCCCUUCCCCCUGCCUUCCAGUAACACCGCUUUUCGCCCCCCGCCCUUUCCUCCAAGCUCCCCCUCCACCUCCCCAGCCCAGGUCCCGCCCUAGCCCCUCCUUCUCGCUCUCGGAACUGAGUCCUGGCUGCCGGGGGUGGGAGGAGAGGGGAGGGGAGGCGCGUGUCCGAUGACCCGUCCCGUUGCUGCCUCGGCUAGGGAGCAUCCAGGGCAGCCACGUCUGCCUCGGCGGCAGCGACUCGGAAACCUCCACCACCUAAGUACGGCUGCCCGCGGGGAGCGUCUGUCCUAACAGCUGUUUUGUCUGUCUGUGCCGCAGCUGCAGGAUGCUGACCAGCCUGUAUGAGUGGUUUUGGAAGGAUGAGUACUGGUUCCCUCCUGGAUACUCAUGGGCUGACACAGAGGAUUCAGAUGGGGUCACCUACCCUCACCCCAGGGACCUGCUGGCAUCCAUUCCCAUAGCAUUGGUCUUAAUGGUCAUCAGAUUUGGCUUUGAGAGGGUCAUUGCAAUGCCCCUGAGCAGGGCUUUGGGUAUUCGUGAUCGUCUCAGGGUCAAGGCUGCCCCCAACCCCAUCCUGGAGUCCUUUUUCCGGACCCAUGAUAAGGAUCCAAAAGAGGCUCAGCUGAGUCACCUGGCCAGCCAAUGCGGCCUCUCUGUGAGGCAGGCCCAACGCUGGUUUCGGCGCCGGAGAAACCAGGAGCGACCGUUACUGAGCAAGAAAUUCUGUGAAUCCUGUUGGAGAUUUUUAUUUUACUUCUCUUCUUUCUCUGGAGGCUUCCUCGUGCUGUACAAUGAAACAUGGUUGUGGGAGCCCAAGACCUGCUGGGAUAGAUACCCCUUCCAGCCACUACAGCCUGCCAUGUACUGGUGGUACCUCCUUGAACUUGGCUUCUACCUCUCUUUGCUGCUGACUCUACCCUUUGAUGUUAAGAGAAAGGACUUAAAGGAGCAGGUCAUCCACCACCUUGUCACGAUCAUCUUGAUUGGAUUCUCUUAUUCUGCCAAUCUCCUGCGCAUUGGUACCUUGGUGUUACUGCUGCAUGACAUAUCUGACAUUUUCAUGGAGGCCUGUAAAAUGUUUAAUUAUGCACAGCGGAGGCUUAUCUGUGACACACUCUUCGUCAUCUUUGCCCUGGUGUUCAUCGUUAGCCGGCUCAUUCUCUUCCCAACCAAAAUCCUCUACACUACCUACUAUGAUUCCAUGAUCAAAUUCCAGCCCUUCUUUGGAUAUUAUUUCUUCAAUACCCUCCUCAUGGUCCUUCAGGUUCUCCAUGUCUUCUGGUCCGGCCUCAUCCUCCGUAUGGUCUACAAGUUUGUUUUAGCUGGCAGGAUGCAGAAUGACAUAAGGAGUGACUUGGAAGAACAGAACACAAGUGAUGAGCAUUCUGAGGCACCCCGACAGAAGAAUGGGAGGCUCCAGCCCAGUGACAAAACAGACACUUGUAACCUCCCCCGGGCCAGGGGCGCUCGGGGGACUGGGUCCAGCAAGCUGGCCAAUGGGCACGUCCUAGCAACAUAGCCGGGUCUGGCUCACAUUCGUCAGAUGGCCUGGAUGACUGGUCUGCAGACUGUCUGAGGAUUCGGUUGUCAUGAGAAAUCUCCCAGAAUCUGAUGCAGCAUGGACUCCAUAGGCCUGGACUAGGACCCUUUCCUUGUUUAUCCAUCUCAUCUCUGUCCCCACCUCUGCUGGACCUGAGGGAGGAGGAAGAAAGAUAGAAUCUCUGCUGAAGAUUUGGGGGUGGGCUUAAUGAUCUUUCUCCUCAACAGCCUUUAUCCUGAGCCAGUGUCCCUGGACUGGCUGCUAAGGCCUUAGAAAGCCAGAGUGAUGGGGGAUACUAGGGAAAGGCUCUGUUUCUGCUAUGCAGGUACCCCUGAGGAGAGAGCUGAGGGACCCCUCCACCCCCCACCCCCCCCACCCCCAGAGCUGCCCUACAUCCCCACGGAGGCUAAGGAGGAGCGGGCUUCUUUCUGAGCCAAUGAAAGGGACCUGGGCUUGUAGGCCUGGGGCUGGAUUGGGCUGACCAGCCUCAGACUUCUCUCCCCAUCCCAGCCUGAAGCCUUACCUCUGCAAGCCUGUUCAGGAUAGGGAUGGGAGUGUGCAUUCUGGGUUUCCCCAGGCCCAGAGAGGGAACAAUAAAGCUUGAAUGGAGUAGUUUUCACUGUC